Messenger RNA from Polychytrium aggregatum, 1731 nucleotides. Its product is annotated as glycosyl transferase family 90-domain-containing protein. Bases 80 to 1594 code for a protein of 504 amino acids. The transcript has 5 exons. NCBI's taxonomy places the organism in Eukaryota, Fungi, Chytridiomycota, Chytridiomycetes, Polychytriales. The record is from RefSeq and is a predicted model, not a curated record.
UCGCCCGCACCAUCGCCCAAAAGGACGUCCUCUCCGACGAAAGCCCCAGCCUGCCUGCCGGUCUCCUCGCGCUUCGACGAUGGCUAUCUUCAGAAAGUCAGGCAAACGCCUCCUGUUUGGGUUGGUUCUUUUGGUGAUGGUCCUCCUGGCGACCCGGUACAUCCCCACACGAACCGUGACACACAAGAUCACGAUCCAGGAGCAGGCUCCCACAACGAGAGACACAUACGAAGUGAAGGCUCCCGCAUAUGUCCUCAACACCACAGCCGAGCAGAAGAUUGCCAAGGCCAUGAACCUCAUCCGGCUUCUUGAGGCCUCGCAGUCGCAGACGCUGCAGGCCGCGAUCUCCACGUACCGGCUCAAGACCGGGCGUAACCCGCCCAAGCACUACGACAAGUGGUUUGCCUAUGCCAGGGAGAAACAAUGCCUGAUCGACAACUAUGACACCCUCCACAAAGACCUCGAGCCGUUUUUCAAGCUUCCCCCGCAGGAGUUUCGCGAUCGCAUCAAGAUGCUUGUCGAGGCAGGCGCUGCGCCCGAUGGCGAACACUCCUACCACUUUAUCCGAAUCAACCAAGGCGUUGUCACAGGACCCUCGGGCCGAGACAGCCCCGUCCCAGGCUGGAUGGGCGCAUGGCUCUCUCUGAUCGAAAAGCACGCGGCCGACAUCGACGACUUGGCUCUCGUCUUCAACCCGUAUGAUGAGCCCCGGGUUGUGUAUAACCACAAGCAAGCCAACGCUGUCCAAGAGGCACUGUAUUCGCCACUGGAGCGCGUCGACUGGCAUCGUCCCAGCGCCGAGGAACACUACGAAUGGCUGCUGGAACGCUGUCCUUACCGCGAAAGCCCGUUCAGCAAGCUUUUGAACAAGUAUCACGGAUUCACAAUCAACCCCGAUACGCGAGUUUACACCGAGUCCCUUGUUCCAAUCAUAUCCAACACCAAGUUGCGCCACUGCUUUGCCGAUAUCGUCGUGCCAUCCAACUACUACAUCACGUCGUCACUCGACACCCAGAGCGAAGUCGACACAAUUCCAUGGAGCGAAAAGAUCCCCAUGAUGUUCUGGCGCGGAUCCACGACAGGUGGCUCGCCCGUCAAUCUUGGCUAUGCAUUCUACCACCGACAUCGAUUGGUCAAGCUUGCCACAAACGACUCGCACAUGGAUAUUGCCUUCACUGAUCUGGUGCAGUGCGGAUACUUUUGCGAGCACAUGCGCCUGAACUAUCCCCUCGCUCCGUCGGUUCCCUUUUCCAACAACUUUAAGUACAAGUAUCUCAUCGACAUUGAUGGCAACACCUUCAGCCAGCGCUACAUGCCUUUCUUGCAGUCCAACUCGCUCGUCUUCAAGAUGACCAUCUUCCAGGAGUAUUUCGAUGGUUGGCUCGAGCCCUUUGUCCACUACAUCCCCAUCAACGUCGACCUCUCUGACCUCUCCGAGAAGCUGCAGUGGGCCAUCGACCAUGACGAAGAAGCCGAGCAGAUCGCCCUGAACUCCAAAUACUUCUCCAAACGCUUCCUGACGCUCGACCAGAUGGACUGCUACAUGUAUCUGAUGCUGUUGGAGCUCGCGCGGCUCUACAACCGCGCCGAUUGAUCUGCGCGACGACCCUCACCCCGCUAAUGAUGAGCCUCGUGGUACUUUGGGGUUGCUCUGUCGCGUUCUCUCGUUGCCAUUAUAAAGCCCGAUACCUUGUAUUGCGCUGUGUUCUGUCCUGUUGUGUUCCGCUUUCU